CAAUAAAAAACUUCGCCCACAUAAGGCUAGUGAAUAAGAAAAACUCGCUUUAAGUCGAGUGCCAAUAAAAAAUCGCUAGAUUAAUUAAAAAAGCUCAUAUGCCAACGGAAAUCAGCAUCCACUGAAUGGCUAAUAACUAUCACUAACACACGUCCCCAGCUUGCUACUUGUUCCGUCCAAAAAAAAAAAAUUCAUGCCACAUCCAAUGUGACCACACAACACAACAACAAGUAAAUUCAAAGUGAUUUCUGUUCGUUGUAGUUAUAUAGUGGAAGGCCAGGAAGGAUGAAUAGAAACCUUGCUGCAGUGGCCACAGUUCUGGUUCUUCUUUUAUCGCUAGUGAUCCAGAAUUCAGCUUAUAUAACACUUAUAGAGAGACGACUCAAACUUUGUAGAAGCGGCUCACGGGAAGAUGACAGCAGAGUUCGAAGGUGGGGUUGGUGGGGCCCGAAUUCACCACUUCAGCGACAAUGUGACAGCUAUCGGGCUAUUCUCUGCAAAGGCCACAUAGCUCCAGGUCUAGAAGGAAAAGCUCCUAUCAAUCCUACAUCACUUCCAUCAGAUUCUCCAAUUCCGCCCUCGCUGCCUUCAAAUCUACCCUCGCUGCCUCCCCUUCCACCCUCGCCUUCUCAACUUCCACCCUCGCUGCCUCCCGCUGAAGCUCUUCCAAAGUCGAGAAAGAAAAGGAAGGAAUUCGAGACUGUUAAUAACGUCGUCAAAGAGUAAAAGAUCUUCCUCCCCAAAGAAACAGAGACGCCAUGAAGCGGACAUAGUUCAAUGAACUUAAAAAUGAUUCUGAUAAUGUUACUCACUUAGGAAAAAUAAAAUAGAAUGUAUUAAAAUGCCAGUAAUGAAA
Molecule: messenger RNA, 856 nt
Organism: Orbicella faveolata
Lineage: Eukaryota; Metazoa; Cnidaria; Anthozoa; Scleractinia; Merulinidae
Source: RefSeq, a predicted model, not a curated record